AUGCCCCGGCCUUUCUUCCCCCGGCUCUCCUGCAACUCCAAGGUGAUCGAGAACCAAAACUUGGGAGAAUACACCAGCAAGGUCUUUGAAGACCUCAAUGUGUUUCAGCGGGCUGUUCAGAUGCUGAUUGUGGAUCGAUUUGACCCCGAAUCAAAGUUGCGACCCACUUUGAGUUUGUUGCCCCAAGAUUCCUUGGCAGAAUUCUGGUUAAGUUUCCUCGCUCGGAUGGAAGCCGACCAAGUGGGCCACAUCACUGCAGAGAAGACCAGCCCAAGCGCGAUCCAAUUCUACGGUGACCUGAAGGAGGCGAUCAACAUAGAGCGUCGGUUGAAUGGGGCUGAGAACAAGAGCACAAAGGAUCUUCUCAGCAAAAUGUGUGCUGAGUACAAUAAGAUGGUGACAGUACGGGCCCAUCGAAUCGACAGAAUCACGUUGGAUAUUUUGGCCAGUGACUUCUGGGUACCGGACGUUUCAGCCCGGAUGGAAGCGCCUCAAUAUCAGUCAAAGAAGGUGUUCCAGGAAAUUCUCAAGACCAGUGCCACAACUUGCCUUUUGUGGGCGAAACGUGCCACUCAGGACUUCAUGCGCAAAGCUGGGAAAGAUGCAACCAGGAAAGCCAAGGUGGGCGCGCAGCUUGAUGAAGCUGGGCACUUGCAAUUGCACGACAUUUGCUGCUGUUGGUGCUGGCUGGAACCGCAGCUUCGCGCUGAGUUUCCGAGCGCGACUGUGGAUCUCUAUGCGGAUCUCUUCAUGAAGGGGUUACUGGAUUCCGAUCUUGGCACCAUCAUGAAGGCGGCUGAAGACUUCGACUGGCACCGUAUUCCUUUUGUCCUGGAGGUGAAAGGGCAGACCAUCCAGGAUUUCGUCAGCGAUGCCCAAGAUCGAUCAAGGAAUGCACUAGCGAAGUCAAACCAGGCUGCUCUACGUGCGUUUCUGGAACAGCUGAAGUCUGAUGAAGCUCUUUUUGAACAAGAGUCCAUCUUGACCCUCAGCUGA
Molecule: messenger RNA, 996 nt
Organism: Cladocopium goreaui
Lineage: Eukaryota; Dinophyceae; Suessiales; Symbiodiniaceae
Source: the annotation of a GenBank genome assembly